UGUCGCGUGAUAACAGCCCGGACGUGCGCGGAUAACGAUUAACGACUUAAAUCUGUGACUACGGGCCACCCGACUGACGCCGCCGCAACCCGACAGCACCCACCGACGACGUACGCUUACGACUCAUCUUGUGUCCCUGCAUUUUAUGUUCUGGUAAGUUCGUCCUACGACCCGUUCAUCGUUCUAGACCGACUGAUUGAGCACCGGUACCUGUGCGAUUUGCUUGGUCUCCGCGAUCCGUCCGAUUCCCGGUAACCACGUUUGGGCCGAUUUCCCGUGGCCACAAGUCCGAAUCCCAGCGGUCGAUUUACGUCCGGUUUUCAGUAGUUCUUCUUACGCGGUUUCCGUAAGCUGGCUCUUCCGUUUUUUCGAUACUUUACCUAACAGUUCGCGCACCAAGACGAAUCUCGAGAGUUCCUUGCCAGUUUUCAACGACGCGAAUACACCAGUGAUCGGUAAUUGCUGGUGUCGUAGGUCGUGAGACGUUAUCCUUCCGUAUUUCGGAUACACGAUUUGCAAAUUGGCCAAUCCAACCUAUGUCCGUGUAGAAAACAAUGGACCUCCCACUGCCACCAUCAUUCGAUCCUGCGCUACUCGACAUGGAUAAUAUGACUGCCGAUAAGUGGUAUUCCCUAAUAUACAACAGAAUAGUACAACAGGAAGAUAUUUUUGUUGGCGAUUUUAAAAAGAAAGUAAUCGAAAUCAUAAACACAUGCAUGAACAAACCUAAUACAACGGUAGAAAGUUUAAAACAGGACAUUACAAACACAAUCAAUGAAUCACAAUUUGAAUUUGAACAUCAAAAGUUUAUUGAUGGUAUAGUUGGAGGUGCUUAUGAAUACCUUUGCCAGUUUAUUAUUAAAAACUCGAUGGAUAAUAUUAGAAGAACUCAGUGUGCUUUAAAUUGUUUUUCAUUGUCAAAUAAUUUAAAUUGUGGUACAAUAAAACCAUAUUUUAAUGAAAAUAUUUUGUUCCAAGGAUCUUCUAAAUUGUCUCAAAUCCAAUGUUUACCCGAAUCAAACAAUAAUACAACUGAUACAGAUAAAGCAAUUCAAUCCUUUAUAUUCAACAACAAUUCUGAAAAUGAUCCAAAUUCAAUAUUAAUGAUUGAAAGUGAAAAUAUUAAAAAUACUAUAAUCAAUAAAAUAGAAACUACGACCUAUCACAAUUAUACAGAAACUUUACAAAUAAGUAACUUACCUAAAGAAUCAACAAAUAAUAUACCCACAAAUAAUAAUGAGAAUACUGCUCAUUCAUCAGUAGUAACUAUUGAUGACGAUGAUAAAACUACACAAGCUAUUAUAUCUUUAGCUAUGAAAAUACAACAAACAACUUUCCAUGAUGAAGAUGUUGAUUAUUUCGAAACUAAUGAAAUCAAUAACAGAAAUAUGUGUAUCAAUAAUGAAAUUCAAACAACAAAGUGUCUCAUAGAACAAAAUGGAGAUCAAAAUACUGAUCCACUUAAGUUGGAGGAAGAAUAUAAAAUUAAUAACAGUUUAAAACUUUUAGAAAGUUUAGUUAAUAUUGAACAUAAUAAAUUGGAAGUUCAAAAAAGUUUAGUAAAUAAUGAACCACAAUCAAUUAUUGAGAAAAGUGAAAUAAACCCAAACCCAUACAAAAGUUCUACAAAGACAAAUAUUGGAAAGAAGAAAAGUCGAAAAUUACAAGAAAAUAUACAUAAAGAAGAUGAAGAAGAAUGGUUACCAAGUGAUGAGAAACGAAAGAAUCAUUGUUCUAAAAAUAAAACUAAAACCAUUAAACAAAAAAGCCAUAAAGAUAGAUCACCUAAAAAAAAUAAAAAAUUGGAUGAACAAAAUACUUUAAAUAAUUCGCGUAGCUCGAGUUCCUCUGUUGAAAUUCAAAAUGAUCCAAGUACUUCAGUAACUAUGAAUGAAUCUUUAUUUUCUAGUUACACCAAAAAGCCUGAGACAAUAGUUUCUUCUGUUAAAAAUACUAAACCAUUGGAUACUACCUGCAGAACAGGAACUCAACUGGCAUAUCAAAACGAAAGAGACUGUUUACCAAUUAAUGAUUUACAUCUUCCACAUUAUAUUGAAAGUAUAAUGCAUAAUGAGAAGAAAAAAUGUCUAACAAUAAUUAAUAAUUCAGAUGUUUUAUCUAAUAAAACUAGCUUUAUUGCUUCUACUAGUGGUUAUAAUGAAAAAGAUGUUGAUAAUUUAAAAAAUAAAUCAACCAGUUCCUCGGGUUCCGCAAUGAAAACUUCGGACUAUAAAAAACUAUAUGAAAAAGAUCGUAAAAGUUUAUUUAGCCCUGAUGUUAUUAUUGUAAAAAAUGUACCAUCAAAACCUCCGAAAGAAUUAAUAAAUGACCAACUUCUAAAAAAAGAAUACAAUUCAAUACAAAAAAAAGAAGAUUCAGAAAAAAAGCAAAAACCUAAAAUAUGUAAGGUAAAAAAUAAUAAAAGGAAAAAGUUAACCAUAGAUGAUACUGAUAAAGUGAAAAUAACUGAUAAUAUCUUUAAGUCGACAAACGACUCAAAAUUUAAAACAAAUCAUGCAUCAACUUCCAAAAACAAAUUUAAGAGAAUCAAAGUCACAAAGUCUGAUGAUAAAGCCAAUACUAACGCUGUUAGUAAUAAAAAUAAUAAAUCUAAUAUUACAGAUAUAUUAGAAAACAAAGUGUCUAGUAAAAUUGAUACUUUAGAUCCUCAAGAAUUGAAUAGGACAAACAUUUUGGAAAAUAACAUGUCUGAUGAAGGUACAUCAGAAUAUCAACAAUUGAAUAAAGUGAAUGUUUUUGAAAAUAAUGAGUCUAUUAAUGGUAAUUUGGAACAUCUCAAGUUAAAUGGUACAAAUGUUUUGGAAAAUAAAGAAUCUGAUAAGGAUACUUUGGUAAACGAAACUAUGCCUGAAUGGUUAAGACAUCUAUAUGUGAUUCAUAAUAUUAAACCUUGUUAUAUUGUUAUUGAUCGAAACAUGACAUAUUAAAUUGGUGCGAUCAUAAUCUUAUAAUGGAAAUUUAUAGAUAAUAAAAUAAGAAGAGUACCUUUUUAUAAAUAUUGCUAUGGCAGAUAUAUUUUAUUAAUAAAAAAUAUAAAAUUAUUAUGGAGAUUUCAUGAACAAUUUGUUAACAUAUUUGUAGAAAAUUAAUACACAAACAAAAAAAAAAAACUACACAAUUUGCCUUGUAUACAUUUGCAUAUAUUUAAAGAUUAUAAGCAAAACAAAUAUUUAAAUGAAAUUAUAAAUUGGUAGUUAUUUAACAUGGUACUUGUUUGUUAUAGCCCCGCCAAUAAAUUGUAUACAAUUUAUAACCUCUUCCCCUUAUUUUUUGUUUUGAGUUUAUUUUUAUUUAAUGAUUAACUAUAUUACUAUUUAUUGGUCAACCAUUAAAGUUGCCCAAAUGCCAGGGUGAUAAAUUAGUAUGGCACAGUGACGAGGCAAUAACAAACUUUUAAGACUUUAAAGUAGAUUCCAAUUUUUUUUGUUUAAAUGUAGGUUGAAUUAUUUGUAAAUAUAUUUUAUAUAAUAUAAUUUAUAAAAAUAUUGUUAAUUUAGUUUAAAAUUUACAUUAUUAAAUCUGUUUUUUCAAAAAUAUUUAAUAAUAUUUUUGAAAAGAUAACUAUUAAUUAAUUACAUUUGUAUAAUUAUUAUUGAUGUGGAAACCUAGAUUUCAUAAUUUUAUAUAUUUUUUUUGUUUUAGAAAAUUAUUUAAUAUGUGUGUAUAGUACAAAUAGAAAAAUAGAAAAUAAAAAUGAUAAGUUAAGCAAUGAUAAUAUUGAUGAGUGCUUGGAAUCCAAAUUAUGUUCUGAUAUUUUGUUCUAUUAAAAUUUAAUUAAAAUACAAUUUUAUUUUUGUUGAAAAUACAAUAUAUUAUAAUUAUUGUGUUUAAAUACAAUAUUAUCAGUACUUUGUUCUUUAUUAUUUUUCAAAUAUAUUUCUGUAUUUUAGACCUGCAUAUUUAUAUUUCUUAAAAUUCUAAUAUGUAGUAUUUUAAUUUAUAAUAGUCUUUAAAUUAAAUUCUAUACAAUUUCUAAACAUUAUCAAAAUAUUUAUCAUAAUUGGAUACUUUCUUUAUAAACUAAUUUACUUUUUAGAAAACUAUUUUUAGCUAUGUAAAUUACAUUAAUUUAAAUGUUGAUCUAAUUUAUAACUAAUACUAAUCAAUGUUCUGAUUUAUUUUGAAUUAUCUGUUUAAUCAUUGAUAGCUUUUGUUAGUACAUUAAGUUAUUGUUUCCAUAACAUUCAUUUUGAUUAUUAUACAUUAUAUAGUUUUAGAAUAUAAAAAUAUAAUAAAUUUAAAUUGUUUUUGUAUAAGUAUGUUCAGUUAUCAUAUUAAUUAAAAUACACUAAAACCAACAAAAAUUUUACUGAAGUUGAAAUAUAUGAAACAUUUUUCUGUUUUAAUAAGAACUGUAUAUUUUAUAGUUUAUAUUCAAUUUCAGUUUUUAAAUGUCUGUUUUGCUCAAUAUUUUUGUUUCUGGUAUUUUAAAGUGCCUACUAAUUUCGUAUUAAUCCAGUUUUCAAGUCCUUUUUACAACUUGUGAAAAUGUUUUCGUUAAAUCAAUGCAGCAAGUUUAAUUGGCUCUAAUUUCAGCUAUAUUUAUAUAAUAUUCAACUUAUAAAACUAAAUAAAAUAACUAUAACACAAAUGUAUUGAUUAUUUUAGUUUAUUUUAAAUUUUUAUAGAUUUUAAGUAUUUUUUAUUUAUGUUAUGGAUUUAUAUUUUUCAUGUUUUAAGUUGAUAUUUUUGUGUUAUUGCUUUAUUAAUAACUUCCUUUCAUUGUAUAAUUAUUGUUUUUUUACGUUUUUGAUUAAAUCUGUGGUGAAUUAGACAGAUGUAAAUAUAUUUGUCUAUACUAUGAAAUAUGUAUUAUUAUUAUUGAGUUUUAUAUGAAAGUUAAAUAUUUUAAUAAAACUAUAUGAUAUACGUCAAUUAUAUUUUGUAAACAAUUUCUCAACAAUGAAGUAAUUCUUAUUAUGAGAAGUUUAGAAUAUAUUGUUAAGUGUAAAAGACCAAAAUAACUUCAGAAUAACAUGAAUAAACUGUACAUAUUGUAAUAUCUAAACUUAUUUUAAGAUUAAGUACAAUGGAUUUUUUUUUUUUUGUAUAUAAAUGAGAAUUUUAUAAAAAUGUUCCCUGGUUAUUACUUAGAGUGAAUUAUCAUUAAAAACUAAUGCCAGGUUAUUUUAUAUAUAAAUAUUUUUUUUUAUCAUGAUAAAAUUCAAUAUUGAAUGUUUUCAAAUUUGUAUAAUUAUUAAAUUUUUCAUUAGAUUUCAAUCCUAUCAGAAAAAAAUCAUUUCAAUUUAAGUUUUUACUAUUACCACUAUUUGGUGAAUAAUGCAUCAAUAGUAAUAUUAAAGUACAAUCAUUAUACUUAUGUGUUUUUAAAAUUAAGUAAGUUAUUAAACAGCGGAAUAAUUUUUACCAUGAGUUUGCAAUCAUUCAAUAUUUUAUAGUAAUUAUUUGUGUAAACAUUAAUCAUAUUAUAAUAAACUAUUUAUUAUUUUUGUUAUUGAUUUUAUUCAAUAUACAGAAAAAUAAACUAAUUAAUUAACUCUAAUUUUGUUAUUUUUUAACAUUAUUUCAUUUAAUGAUUUUUUCUUCACAUGAUUGAAGUAAAAUAUAUGAUUUUUGUGGAAAUAUUUAGAAAUUUGAAUUAUACUCUAAGACUGUUGAGAAUUAUCAUUAUGAUUCAUUAUUUCUUAUAAACAUUAUAUUCUAUGACAUUCUCUCAAAUUGUAAAUAUUUUACAUUAUUAUAAAAUGAUUGAUAGAUUUUUGAGUGGUGUAACCUUUUAAAAUUGCUUGUUGUAUUAUGUUUAUUAUUGUAUCUGUAUCAAUUAUGUUAAAGAAUAAACUAUAUCAUACUCUCA
Molecule: messenger RNA, 5836 nt
Organism: Rhopalosiphum padi (bird cherry-oat aphid)
Lineage: Eukaryota; Metazoa; Arthropoda; Insecta; Hemiptera; Aphididae
Exons: 4
Coding region: 555-2948 (797 amino acids)
Source: RefSeq, a predicted model, not a curated record